This is a messenger RNA of Charadrius vociferus (killdeer), 489 nucleotides long. RefSeq names its product low density lipoprotein receptor class A domain containing 1 (gene LDLRAD1). Gene Ontology annotation, molecular function: protein binding. NCBI's taxonomy places the organism in Eukaryota, Metazoa, Chordata, Aves, Charadriiformes, Charadriidae. Bases 1 to 489 code for a protein of 162 amino acids. The transcript is spliced from 5 exons. The record is from RefSeq and is a predicted model, not a curated record.
AUGAACAAAACUCACCCCCAGAGAAACGGUGUUGUUGCUGCUUUUGAUUCAGCAAAGUCCUUCUCUGAAGAAAGAGUGAACCGCUUCUGUGCAGCCUCCAAUAACCGCACAGGCUUCUUGUGUGACGAUAGAGUGACCUGCGUCCCAGCCAGCCAGGUCUGUGACAGACUCAGCAACUGCAGGAAUGGAGAGGAUGAGCAGGAGGAACUCUGCGGUGAUGUGCCCAACAGCCUUCCAGGACACCUGGUUUUCCGCUGCAGUAACCCCACGUUCUGGGUCUAUGCCGAUCAGAGGUGUAACGGGAUGAACGACUGCGGAGACUGCUCUGACGAGAUGGGGAGCUCGGCCGCCUGCCCCCCGUGUGGGUCGGAGUGGUGGAGCUGCAGCCCUGUGCUCUACGAGUACUGCUCCUGCAUCCCCAGGAGGCUGUGCCGGGACCGCGUCCAGCACUGCCACAGCUGGUCCGAUGAGUAUAUCUGCAGACUGUGA